UAUGUUAACGCGGUGACGUAAUGUUUUCACUGUAUGCUGAUGUCUAUCACGCGCGUGUUCGCGCCAGCUCACGGAUGCGCCGUUGUGCGCAUGCGCAAACUCUCCCAGCAGCUCGCUUUGCAUACGUACACCCUUCAGCAGCCUUCGUGCCUGGCUCUCUUUGUUAGUUGCAUUGGCUCGCAUGACUCUUGCUCCGUGUUUUCAGUUUUCAAACUCCGGAGUUCUUCAGUUCUGUUCAGACUUCCUUGUACAAGGUGACAUCGUCGUUUCGGUCUCUUGUUGCCUAGUUGUGGUGUCCAGUCCCUGGGCGGGCUGGAAUUCUGAGUGCUGUAUCCGCGGAGUGGUUUACUCAAAUUUUCUCAAAUUUUCCCACGCUGAGGCAAGAGAUGUCGCGCAGGUCCGCCAGGUCAUCUUCUAGCCCCUACGCUAGAGCAACAUCCUCCUCUGCUCCUGGAACCACCCAGGCCGGAGCCCCGGCCCAGAACCCCGCGCCGCCUCGUGCUCCUCGUGCUCCGGCUCUACCUGGCCAAGUGCCUCCGUCUCAGUCAAUGCCGGCCGGCCAACCACCCCAGCCCACGCUGGCGAGCCAGAUCUCCGCCGCCGUGGCUGUUGCUAUUCAGCCUCUGGCCGACAAGGUUACCCUGCUGGAGCAGGCUGGCGCGGCCCAACUCGCCGGCCCAGGAACUGGCGUCAACUCGGGACUCGCUCAUGUUCCGACGUUCAGCGGGGCCUCGCUUUGUGCUGCCGGAUCAAUCGCCACUGCAGCGCCGGUUUUACCAGCAUCAGUACCGGCUGCCAGCCACCCGCCACAACAGUGGCCGUCAUCUGGAGAUCUCCCCGUGGUGCCGCCUCGUCUUCGAGACCGGAUUGUGCGAGGUGAGUUCACGGAAUUGAGUGAUUUGCUGCCUGAAUCCCUGGGUUUCGAGGGGGAUCAUGAUGUGAUGCAACUCGACGUGGGCGCGGGCCGAUCUGUGCAGCUCGUCCCCAAAUCUUCCCACCGGCAACCCGCCAAACGACACAUCUAUGAUCUUGCCACAUGGGUGGAAGCGUUCACCACCUACUCGAGGGUGCUGGCCGACGCCUCACCACAGCUGGCAGGUGAUCUCUGGGCGUAUCAGGCCAUCAUUGUCGAUGCCAACGUCCGGUUCCACAAUGAUGCCUGGCUGUCCUACGACCGCAAAUUCCGUAUGGCCAAGGCGUCCCUCCCUCACCGCUAUUCCUGGUCCGUCAUUGACCCGAACCUGUGGCAGUCUUGUCUCACGGGCCGUGGGCGGCCUCCGUGCCAGCGUUGCUCCAUGGUCCAUCCAAGUCAGCCCAGCAGCUGCCCCUUUCGUGGGGGGCUCCCAGCCCCUACAGCGCCUACUGGGAGCCAGUUCUCGCACCAGCCUCGCUUUGACGGCAAAGCCAUCUGUCGUAAUUUCAACUUCGGCAGCUGCUUGCUCUCCCCCUGCUCCAGAGCACACGUCUGCAUGCAGUGCCGCGGCCGUCACCCCGCACGCCAAUGCUCCAAGUCUGGUGACUCGACCAAGAAAUAACUCUCACCCCAGUGGUGACGCUGCUUUACAGGUGCCCACUAGCACGCCUGUUCAUGUUCGGCGCUUUAUCAAUCUUCUCUCUCCUCAUCCAAAUGCAGUAUUUCGCUCUUAUGUUUCACAAGGCAUGCAGUAUGGCUUUCGUAUUGGCAGCUCUCGCCCCAUUGCAUCUUCUGUUAUGUCUCCUAAUCACCCUUCGGCUUGUGCUUGCCCUGCUGAGGUUACUACUCAUCUGCUUACCUGUUGUGACCGCGGAGAAACUGCGGGCCCAUUUGCAUCUCCGCCAUUCCCUCACAUGCAUAUUUCUGGUUUGGGUGCUAUCCCGAAGUCUAAUGGCAAACUGCGUAUCAUCCACGACCUCUCGUCCCCUGCCGGCUUGAGUGUGAAUGACGGUAUAUCUCGGGAUGAAUUCAGCCUGCAGUACGAAACUGUCGAUACAGCUAUCUCUCUGAUCAUGCAGGCAGGGCGUGGCGCUCUUUUGACGAAGGUCGACAUCAGGAAUGCAUUCCGUCUCUGUCCUGUUGCCCCCUGUGACUGGCCCUAUCUAGGCAUCUUCUGGCAGGGACAAUUCUAUCAUGACAAAGUGCUACCAUUUGGAUUGCGUUCUGCACCAUACAUAUUCGAUAAAUUCGCCACAGCAGUCCAGUUUAUUCUCGAGGAUGCGUGCCACCUAAGCCAAUUACUCCACUACCUGGACGACUUUCUGAACGUUAGUCCGCCCCACCUGCCCGUUGCGGAACAUCAUCGCUCACUUAUCUUAGACAUGCUCCGCUAUUUGCAGAUACCGGUGGCCUCUGAGAAAGUCGAAGGCCCAUCCACAUGUCUCACCUUCCUUGGCCUGGAGCUGGAUUCGCUGACGUUUGAGAUCCGGCUACCGUCCGCCAAACAUGGGACGUAUAUCGGCAAAGUCAACGGCCUCCUUCAAUCAGGCAUGGCGUCCCGGCGCGAACUCGCCUCCGUGUUGGGCAAUCUCUCGUUCGCGGCCCGGGCUAUUCCUGCCGGUCGUACCUUCCUGAGGCGCCUGUACGACCUUGACCGUGCAACAAGCAACCUUCCAAAGCACAAGGUUCUCACCCUGUCAGCCGGAGCAGUGAACGACCUCAAAUGGUGGCAGCGUACCCUAUCAGUCUGGCCAGGGAAGCCGUUCUUCCUCCUGGACAAAUGGACAAAGGCGCCCAACUUGCAAUUGCAGACUGAUGCCAGCGGUAACCAGGGCUAUGGAGCGUACUUCCAGGGACGAUGGAUCCGUGGAGCAUGGUUGCCCCACCAGCAUUCAGAGUCCAUACAGUAUAAAGAACUGUACGCUAUUGUCAUCGCAACCAGUACAUGGGCGUCAGAGUGGAAGUCCCUCCGUAUUGAGUUUCAGUGCGACAACUCAGCUGUUGUAGACUGCAUCAAAUCCGGCACCAGCAGAUCGCCACCCAUGAUGUCUCUAGUUAGGUGUCUGUAUCACCUUUGCGUUGCUCACGAUUGCCUGAUUUCAGCAGUGCACAUCCCUGGUGUUACUAAUACCAUUGCCGAUGCUCUUUCCCGGAAUCUGUUGCAGGAAUUCCGCCGCCUGGCACCCACGGCACAGCUCCAUCCGGACAUGCCGAUCUUGCCCACACCGGACUGA
Molecule: messenger RNA, 3147 nt
Organism: Sycon ciliatum
Lineage: Eukaryota; Metazoa; Porifera; Calcarea; Leucosolenida; Sycettidae
Exons: 1
Coding region: 1024-3147 (707 amino acids)
Molecular function (GO): nucleic acid binding
Source: RefSeq, a predicted model, not a curated record